CUACCUGGAACCAAAAAGGGAUCUCCUAUGGGGACAGCCGGAGAACCCUUUUAAGUAGAUAGUACCAUUCUUUCUAUGAGUAGAGUUGGCCUGGGCUACAGUUUAUUGAUAUAGUCAUAGACUGAAUUGUACUGUUUCAAGGCAUUGUUAAUGAUGGUUGAUGAGUAUUACAAUAUAAUUAGUAGAGCAUAAUAAACUGUAAUGAGGUAGAUAUACGAGUAGAUAUAAUAUGUGGGUGGAAUUCAAUUUACACACAAUAUUGAUAAUUAUUUUUAAUUAUAUUUUAGAUUCUUGGCGACAGGGGAAUCCUACAGGACCAUAGGAUUCUGCUUCCGAGUUGGACGGUCCACGGUGGCAGGCAUUGUCCUCUCUGUGGCACAAGCCAUUUGGGACUGUCUGGUUGGUGAAUACAUGCCUGUCCCCAAGGAGGAAGACUGGAGGGCCAUCGCUGCCGAGUUCCUGGGGAGGUGGAAUUUCCCCAACUGUCUUGGCUCCAUUGACAGGAAACAUGUAGUAAUCCAGGCUCCACCGUGCUCAGGUUCACAAUUCUACAACUACAAGGGUACAUAUUCAGUUAUACUCUUGGCUGUAGUAGAUGCCAUCUACUAUUUCCAUGUUGUCGAUGUUGGUGCUUACGGCAAGGGAAGUGAUGGCGGGACCCUCCGGGACUCUGCCUUCGGCCAGGCACUUCAGGAUGGCACCCUGGAGAUUCCACCACCUGCAUCACUCCCUGGAGCUGAAGACCUGGGACCUGUUCCCCACAUCUUCGCCGGCGACGAGGCCUUCCCUUUAAGACCCAACCUCAUGAGGCCCUACGCUGGACGCCAGCUGCCAUUGCCUGUAAGGAUCUUUAACAAACGAUUGUCCAGGGCAAGGUUAGUUGUUGAAUGCACCUUUGGGAUUCUGGAAGCCCGGCGGAGAAUGUAUCGGAGAGUGCUUUGUCUCAGCCCCUCAAAUGUCGAUGCCUGCGUGAAGGCCACAUGCGUUCUCUAUAACUACCCGCGGAGGUCAUUCCAGGAGCUGCUCCGGAUGGAGAUGGGCAUGCCAAAUGGUCACCAGGGCAGGUGCCAACAACGCCCCCAGACAGGCACUCCAGGUGAGGGAGAAGCUGACCACCUACUUCUCAUUGCCAGCAGGUGAAGUCCCAUGGCAGUAUGCCGUGGAGUGAAACGGCUCUUUUAAGACCCCCCUACCACAAAGGUUAUUUUAAGAACCAUCCACCGUUGUCCAUAAAGUUGCAUUUUUCCCCCAGAUUACUUUAUGUAUCAUUGUCUCUUCAUUUGGAAGCUAUAAAUAAGUGACAUUUGUGAGUAAAGACCACACCUUAAAUUGACGUCUGUGACCAGUGGGCAGAUACAUUGCACUUUGACUAUUCUGUUUCUUUACUCAAAGAUUAAACUUUGCAGUAGCCUUGAUGUAUAAAAUGUGUGCAAAUGUUAUUCUAUUCCUCAUGCUGAAUAAGUAGUUAUGAUUAUAUCCGGACAUACUUUGAAACUCUACUUUUGUAAACUACUAUAAAAUCAUUAUUGCCAAUA
This is a messenger RNA of Salvelinus fontinalis (brook trout), 1535 nucleotides long. RefSeq lists its product as uncharacterized. Bases 412 to 1140 code for a protein of 242 amino acids. The transcript has a single exon. The record is from RefSeq and is a predicted model, not a curated record. Lineage: Eukaryota; Metazoa; Chordata; Actinopteri; Salmoniformes; Salmonidae.